Molecule: messenger RNA, 2101 nt
Organism: Dermacentor albipictus
Lineage: Eukaryota; Metazoa; Arthropoda; Arachnida; Ixodida; Ixodidae
Source: RefSeq, a predicted model, not a curated record
CGCGCUAACGCGAGCAGCAAGGCUGUCCGAAUGCAGGAUGGCUAAGCACGCGCUCGACGGCCCCUGAGGCGGCGCAGACCAGCGGCCGGCUGACGGGCGUGUGGGCGCAGCUGAAGGACGCGGUGACCACUUACCGGCUGCUGUUCGACGAGUCCGGCCUGCCGGGGCUGCGUUUCGUGCUGGGCUUUCGGCACCCGCUGAGGCGACUCGCCUGGCUUGCCGUGUACGCCGUGCUCUUCGUCCUCACCAUGCGGGACACGCACAAGCUGCUGACCGAGUACUACGCCUACGACGACCGCGUCAACCAGGAGAUCCUGGAGCAAAAACAAGUCCAGUUCCCAGCGAUCACUGUGUGCAACAUGAACCCCUGGAGGAAGUCGGUGCUGUGCAGCGAAGAGAGCUUCCAGGGGAAGAUUGAGAAGGCGCUGCAAGCCAAGCUCUGCUCGAUGCCAAACAGGAACGUUACUCUGACCGAUGAGGACAUCGCCUUGUCCAACCGGCUGAAGCAGUGGAUCUCGGAGGAGCAGCGGCGAAACCUGAGCCGCGCCGAGAAAUUGGGCCACCAGCUCGAAGACAUGAUCCAGGUGUGUCGCGUCCACGAAGGGGACUGUCUCAGCACCAAGAUCCUAGAAAUACGAAUGGUGCCCCGUUACGGAAACUGUUACUGCCUCGGCUGCAACAGCAGUCGCUUCAGCUGGCAGGCGAUGCAGAUGUCGGAUCCCGAAAAUGGUCUACGCAUGUCCCUGAACAUGGAACCCGAGGAGUUCCUUCCUCUCACUGUGGACGCUGGCUUCUACAUCAUGGUCCACCAGGCCGGGGCCCAGGAGGAGGUCUUUGACAACGCCGUAUACGCUCCGCCUGGAGCCACAACUUACAUAGGCGUAUCAAAGAUGAUUUCUAAAAAUCUCAAGGAACCCUAUAAAAAUCCCUGCCAGGAUCACUGGCCUCCGGAGUUAGAAAAAUAUGUUGUCAAAGGCAUAGUGUACACAAAGCGGGCCUGCGACGAGUACUGCUACCAGGUGCACAUCUUCGAAAAAUGCGGAUGCCGGUCCUUCAACCACAUCAGGGUGUUUGCACCGCAACUUAUGGAGUCGCCAGUCUGUGUGGACGUCCUGAGAGGGGACUGCGAAAGGUCCGUUGAAGCGAAAAUAGACCGGAAAAUAAUCACAUGCAAGUGUCUGACGGCUUGUGAGGUUCAGUAUUACCAGACGACGUCAAGCGCACUUACGUGGACCAGCCGAGUGAUGAAUCCUGAAGGCAGUGAACUGUCCCUGUCACCAAGAGAAGGAAAGGGGAUUCACGUCCGGGUGGUGGUUUUCAUGAGAAGCACGAAGGUCCUCUACAAGAGUAAAGAGCCGAAGCUAACGCUGUCGAACCUGUUCCGGAACAUCGGCGGCUUGAUGGGCGUCUACCUUGGUUACUCGUCGCUGCAAAUCUUCCACGUGCUCGACGUGCUCGUAGAUGGCGCUUACUCGUCGCUGUCGGGCAUCUGGGGCCGUUACACGAGGAACCGCCAGCGCAGACGCGGCCAGGCUCCGUUGCGCCGUCGCACCUACCCGCUGCCCGAAGAGGCAGUUCCGCGGUAUCCCGUCACUACACAGCCACCCGUGUACGCACUCUGAAGUCGAACCUCGCACACCUCGACUGAACACUGCUGCCCGAAGAGAUGCCGCGCUACAACUUGACGGCACAACCGCCCCUGUACGUAGUGUGGAGUGAAACGCUAUAUUCCAGCUUCAUCAUGCAGUCUCACUUCUUUCUCUUAUGCCUGAUGAAGACAAGCAUACUGAACGUGUCACUACCCUCUUCACACUUUCUGAUGAGCAUCCGUAAAGGCCACCAAAAAUGGCGAUGAAAGCGCGCUGAGUUGUGUAUUCCUUCAGUGCUCUGUGAACUCGAGCCCCAGCUAUAGCUGGUGUGCUAUAGUGAAAGCUGCUUUAGGGGCUUCUGAGCUGCAUGCGUGGCGUGGUUGUCGUAGUACCUUUAUGAUAUCCACCAAGCUGUGGUGCCAAAUUAGAACAAAAAGGUAAGAAAAGGAUACACCUCCGCCAGAACUGAAGGUGACCUUCACUUUUAAGCGUUACGUCCCAACACCUGUCUC